Messenger RNA from Trichosurus vulpecula (common brushtail), 270 nucleotides. Its product is annotated as tubulin-specific chaperone A-like. Lineage: Eukaryota; Metazoa; Chordata; Mammalia; Diprotodontia; Phalangeridae. Gene Ontology annotation, biological process: tubulin complex assembly; post-chaperonin tubulin folding pathway. The coding region runs from base 10 to 270 and encodes 86 amino acids. Gene Ontology annotation, molecular function: beta-tubulin binding. The transcript has 2 exons. The record is from RefSeq and is a predicted model, not a curated record. Gene Ontology annotation, cellular component: microtubule cytoskeleton; cytosol.
UGGGGGACCAUGGCUAAUCCUCACGUGAGGCAGAUCAAGAUCAGAACGGGUGUCGUGAAGCGGUUGAUCAAAGAAAAAUCAAUGUAUGAAAAAGAAGCAAAACAACAAGAAGAAAAAGUUGAAAAAAUGAAAGCUGAAGAUGGUGAAAACUAUGCCAUUAAGAAGUUGGAAAAUGAAAAAGACUUGGAAAAAUCUGAAAAAUAUAAAGAAGCAUGUUCAGUCCUGGAUUCAGUGAAGUUAGGGCUUAAAAUGUUUCUCAAUACUGAAUGA